Molecule: messenger RNA, 1573 nt
Organism: Frieseomelitta varia
Lineage: Eukaryota; Metazoa; Arthropoda; Insecta; Hymenoptera; Apidae
Gene: pch2
Product: pachytene checkpoint protein 2 homolog
Exons: 6
Coding region: 189-1439 (416 amino acids)
Biological process (GO): reciprocal meiotic recombination; meiotic recombination checkpoint signaling
Cellular component (GO): nucleus; chromosome
Molecular function (GO): ATP binding; ATP hydrolysis activity
Source: RefSeq, a predicted model, not a curated record
UUACUCUUUCUCUUUCUCUCUCUCUGUCACUACGCGUACCUGACAACUGUUUGGAAACACCUGCCUACUCAGUUUCAAAUUGUUGAUUAUUCUGGAAUACACAGCUUGGUGUUUCUCUGUAUCAGAAAGUGUUUGAAUUGAUUUCUAAAGCAUCGAAAAAUCAACGGAGCGCCGAAAAUUGAGAUAAAAUGGAGGGAUCCGAUGUUCUGCACGUGGAAAUCUGUCAAAAUAUCGACAGCAUGCUGUCCACACAGGCAAUAGAGGAUUUAGUGUAUGCUGAAAUAAACACGUUGAACGAUGUUGCAUUAGACACCAUCAUGUAUGGGAAAGACCUGACAAAUUCCAUUUUACAGAUUCACGUUGAUUCUAUAAUAUGUACUUGCAGUCACGGAGAGUUACAGAGAAGUCACAUGAAAAUACAAGGAGCUACUCUAAAGUUUCACGUGUACAGAUUAACCACAGAGUCUGCAGCUACAGAGACAAUGAAAAACGAUGACGAGGAUAUCCCAGCUUCAUCCCAUUGGAUGUUACCAGCGCAGGAGUUCCAUCAUCUGUGGGAGAGUCUUUAUUUCGACUGCAACAUAAAGGAAAACUUACUUCAUUUUGUGGAAACGGCGAUGAUAUUUGCAGACCAUAACGUUGACACUAACAUUAUUAGUUGGAAUAAAGUGGUAUUACUGUAUGGGCCACCGGGUACAGGGAAAACCAGCUUGUGUAAAGCACUUGCUCAGAAGGCUAUUAUUCGCUUGGGCAACAGAUUUGCUUAUGGUGAACUAGUAGAAAUAAACAGCCACAGUUUAUUUUCAAAGUGGUUUUCAGAGAGUGGUAAAUUAGUUAUGAAAUUGUUCAGUGAAAUCAAAACUCUUCUAGAAAAUCCGCAAGCAUUAGUCUGCAUUUUGAUUGACGAGGUAGAAUCCUUGGCGCACGCACGAAAGUCCUGCAGCAACGGUGCGGAACCCACAGACUCUAUAAGAGUAGUGAAUGCCCUACUAACACAGCUGGAUCAAAUAAAACGAUAUCCAAAUAUCUUAAUCCUAACAACCAGCAAUUUGUCGCAGGCCAUUGACUUGGCAUUCGUCGACAGAGCCGAUAUAAAACAAUACAUAGGACAUCCAACGUAUCAAGCUAUAUACAAAAUUUAUGCUUCCUGUCUCAAGGAAUUAAUGAGGACAAAACUGAUGGAACCGGAAGAAAUUUACGAUUUGUCAAUGUUAAAAAAGAUGGGCUACGAAGAGACGCCUCAGUCGAAAUGUAGUCUGAAGUUAAUGGAACUCAGUCAGGAGAGCAUGGGGCUGAGCGGACGAGUUUUAAGAAAAAUGCCGUUCCUGGCCCACGCUUUUUAUCUGAGAACGAAAAAAUGCACGUUAAGCCGAUUUUUAAGAGCCAUGCAUUUGGCGAUCGAGAGAGAAAAAGAGAACAAUACGCAAGAAGGAUUCUGAAAGGUAUUCUUUCCAGAGUCUUAAUUAUCCUUUUACUUUUCUAACGCAAUAUUCAGUAUUAUAUAUUUAUUUAAUGCUUUUCUCAUCCUAUAUUAUUUUUUAUAAUAUAAAAACAUGUACGCAUUUUAUCCAAA